UACAGGUUCUUUAGAGUUAUUUCUAGCACUUUAACUCUAAGAUUUUGUGAGUUCAGAUAAUUUUUUCUUUAUAUACUGUCAAAUUUUGUACUGUAGCACAUUGUUUGCUGACUCUCCCUUGGGUGUCAUACUGGUAUCAGAGAAAGAAGUGGUCUGGGUGUAUAAGCAUUUGAGACUGAGUUAGUGGCAAUUUAAGCUGCAUGGAUGGGGUAUACAGUGGCCACAAAAGUGAUAUCCAACCAGGGAUACGACGAGGGGAUUAUCUGUAAAUUAGGUGAAAGGUAAGAGUUAUUAUUUGGGAUCCUGGUGAUCAGUUUGGGGUCAGAGAAGGUAAGAAUGACAGACUAGAGGGAGGGCAAUAAGACAAAUUAGUAAGAAAAUAGAGAGAGAAAGCAGAGAGUUAACACUCAGAGACUGGGAAUUCCACAGGAAUCGAAGGAAGGAAAUGCCUCGUAAAGUUUUGAGUCGUGUGAUUGAGGAGAAAAUUGGUCUAAUUCGUCAAAAUAGCUUUGCUUCAUGCAUAAUAUGCUCCAAUAAGUCAAAGAUCUUAAUACUUGUAGUUAUGUUGUCUCUCAAUCAGGAAACUUCUUCUAUGACUCAGGAAGAUAGGAAGCCCAAGGUAUAGGAAGCUAGACCCCUAAUGUGGACAGCAGUUUUUUAGAGGUACGUGGUUCAAUGGCAAUAAGAGUGUUGACCUGAGAAUAGUGUUUUUUGUUUGAUUUUUUUUUUUUUUUUUAAUUUGAAGGAAUAAAGGAUAAAGGAUUUACCCAGGAUAUUGAGAAGGGUUAAGGUGUGUUGUUUUUACUGAAGUCAUGGGUGUCAACUGCUUUUAGCUGGAGAACUGUGGUGUAGAUGGAUGAUAUGGAGAUAAACUGUGCUUCUUGAUGUACUGCAGGCCAUGGAGAUGGAGAUAAGAAACAGCACAAUGAUGACAGAAUUCAUCCUUCUUGGUCUUACCCAGUCUCCAGAUAUUCAGCUCCUUGUCUUUGUGCUAGUCUUAGUUUUCUACCUCAUCAUCCUCCCUGGAAAUUUCCUCAUCAUUCUCACCAUCAGAUCAGACCCUGGUCUCUCAGCCCCCCUCUACUUUUUCUUGGGAAACUUGGCCUUCCUGGAUGCAUCCUACUCCUUCGUUGUGGCUCCCAAGAUGCUGGCGGACUUCUUUUCUGAGAAAAAGGUGAUAUCAUACAGAGUUUGCAUCACUCAGCUCUUUUUCUUGCAUUUCCUUGGAGUUGGGGAGAUGUUCCUUCUUGUUUUUAUGGCAUUUGACCGCUACAUUGCCAUAUGUUGGCCUUUACAGUAUUCAGCUAUCAUGAAACCUAGAGUUUGCUAUGCCUUAUUGUUGGCUCUAUGCCUUGGGAGCUUUGCUCAUUCCUUUGUACAAGUGGCCCUUAUCCUCCACUUGCCCUUCUGUGGCCCAAACCAGCUGGAUAACUUCUUCUGUGAUGCCCCACAGAUCAUCAAGCUGGCCUGCACAGACACUUUUGUAGUGGAGCUCCUGAUUGUCUCCAACAAUGGAUUGCUCACCCUCCUGUGUUUCCUGGGCCUUCUGGCCUCUUAUGCUGUCAUCCUCUUCCAUUUAAAGGGACACUGUUCUGAAGGGAAGGGUAAGGCAGUGUCCACAUGCACUACUCACAUUAUCAUCAUAUUUUUUAUGUUUGGGCCAGCCAUUUUCAUGUACACUCGCCCCUUUAGAGCCUUGCCAGGUGACAAAGUGGUUUCUCUCUUCCACACAGUGAUAUUUCCUUUGUUGAAUCCUGUAAUUUACACCCUACGGAACCAAGAAGUGAAAGCCUCAAUGAGAAGAUUAUUUAAUCUGCAUAUAGCCAGAUGA
Molecule: messenger RNA, 1831 nt
Organism: Loxodonta africana (African savanna elephant)
Lineage: Eukaryota; Metazoa; Chordata; Mammalia; Proboscidea; Elephantidae
Product: olfactory receptor 4N5-like
Exons: 1
Coding region: 899-1831 (310 amino acids)
Biological process (GO): G protein-coupled receptor signaling pathway
Cellular component (GO): plasma membrane
Molecular function (GO): olfactory receptor activity; G protein-coupled receptor activity
Source: RefSeq, a predicted model, not a curated record